Molecule: messenger RNA, 1311 nt
Organism: Etheostoma spectabile (orangethroat darter)
Lineage: Eukaryota; Metazoa; Chordata; Actinopteri; Perciformes; Percidae
Gene: dnajb13
Product: DnaJ heat shock protein family (Hsp40) member B13
Exons: 8
Coding region: 155-1093 (312 amino acids)
Cellular component (GO): cytosol
Molecular function (GO): protein-folding chaperone binding
Source: RefSeq, a predicted model, not a curated record
UCCCGCGAGAGUCUCCGAGCAUCUGUUACCCUGGAAACCGAGCUAAACAACUGCUCUGAGUUUAAAUUGCGGCCAAGCUUUGUUAUUUUAAAACCUAGCUACACCGCGUGCUUUCCUUUUACUUUUUAAGUUAAUUUCAAGCAUUUAAUACGUGAUGGGAAGCGAUUAUUACGAGACGCUGGAAAUAAACCAAAAUGCAACAGACGCAGAUAUCAAAAAGGCAUAUCGACGUCUUGCACUGAAGUUUCAUCCGAGGAGAAACAGAGAAACCGGAAGCAGUAAGAAAUUCAGUCAGCUGGGUGAAGCCUACGAUGUGUUGAGCGAGCCUCGAAAAAAGGCAACCUAUGACAAGUUUGGCGAGGAGGGUCUUAAAGCUGGCAUCCCCCCUGAGUUCGGCAGCAGCGGGGCUUGGUCAUCUAAAUAUGUCUACCAUGGGAACCCAGACAAAACGUUCAAAGAGUUCUUUGGAGGCGACAACCCAUUUGCAGACUUUUAUACAAACGAUGCCCCACUUAAAUUCGGUGGCCUGCAAUCAGUGAUGGUGAAGACCCAAGAUUCUCACAUAGAGAGAGACCUGCAUUUGUCCCUGGACGAUCUCUUCCACGGAUGCACAAAAAAGAUCAAGAUAUCACGACGGGUGAUGAAUGACGAUGGAUUCACGUCUAGUAUCAAAGACAAGAUCCUGACUAUAGAUGUGAAGCCUGGAUGGACAGAAGGCACAAGAAUUAUUUUCCCCAAAGAGGGCGAUCAGGGACCAAACAACAUCCCGGCAGAUAUAGUGUUCGUGGUGCGACAGAAGAGUCACCGCCUGUUUGAAAAACAACACAAUGACCUGAUCUACAAGGCCCAGAUCACUCUGGAGAUGGCCUUGACUGGGUUCUCUGUGGACGUGGAGACUCUAGAUGGCAGGCUAAUCAGUAUUCCCAUCAAUGACAUUGUGCACCCUGCGUACAAAAAAGUGGUGACCGGAGAGGGAAUGCCGCUGUCCCAGGAUCCUUCCCAGAGAGGAAACCUCAUCGUAACUUUUGACAUCCAGUUUCCUGAGAAGCUCUCUACCGAGAGGAAACAUCUUAUCAAGCAAGCUCUAGCUUAAAUAUUGAUCACAUUCUAGUACAUGUGUUGCUAUCCUUUCACUAAUGUGGUCAUGAGAGAGAGAGAGAGAGGUAUCAACUCAAAUUGUUUAACGUUGACACUUGAAAUAUAAAAUAUACACCAGGAUGCAACAAAAAGUGAAGAAUUCUUUAAACAACACCACUGUGCUAACAUCAGCGUUCUGACCGACAACAACGACUACAGCAUAGUUGUGCAGUU